UUCUGUAUAUAGACCUGGUUGUCUCAGAGUGAAGAACAUCACCUGGGUCUUCCAUAUCAAAAGAUCUCAAUCUUUGAAGCUAUCGUACAUACAGUCGUCUAGCACUCAACAAGAUGCUUUCAUCCAAGCAUUUCGUGAUCCGGUCUUGCCGUGUCACUGCCAAUCGAGGCUUCUCUACCCAUUCCGCUCUGAUGGCUGCUGCCAAACGGAGAAAGGUCGAAGAGAUUCACAGACCGUCUCUUUCGGGUUCUUCGGUCGGUCACUUAUUCUCUGAGAUCAACGCAAUGAGACCCGGCAUGGAAGCUCUCCGGCCAGAUGGACAAACAAUGACCGAGGAGCAACGCACAUUUGCUAGGAAGACCGCUACAUGGUUGAUGGGAGUUCCGGUUGUCCUAGGCACUUUGAUUGUAGGCGGAAACUGGAUUAUGAAGGACAGAGAGGACAAGACAGAGUCAUGAGAAGUGGAUAGGACGAGAAAUGAGGAUUUGCAUGCAUGUCGAUAUGAGUACUACCUGUCAUGCAUGGCCCCUUAAUAGACUCGACUCACACUGCAAACAGGGCCCCUGUCGUUUG
This is a messenger RNA of Aureobasidium pullulans EXF-150, 573 nucleotides long. RefSeq lists its product as uncharacterized. The coding region runs from base 114 to 458 and encodes 114 amino acids. The record is from RefSeq and is a predicted model, not a curated record. The transcript has a single exon. NCBI's taxonomy places the organism in Eukaryota, Fungi, Ascomycota, Dothideomycetes, Dothideales, Saccotheciaceae.